Messenger RNA from Scomber scombrus (Atlantic mackerel), 1083 nucleotides. RefSeq lists its product as uncharacterized. The annotation marks the transcript as partial. The record is from RefSeq and is a predicted model, not a curated record. Gene Ontology annotation, molecular function: oxidoreductase activity. The transcript is spliced from 10 exons. Lineage: Eukaryota; Metazoa; Chordata; Actinopteri; Scombriformes; Scombridae.
AGAUGUCUGAUUAGCCAUUCAGAGUUGCAAGGCUUCAUUGAGAGGUGUAUGACAGCUGUGGGUACCAAGCCGCAUCAUGCUCGCAGCCUAGCCGAGGUGCUGGUGGAGGGAGACCACAGGGGUCACUACAGCCAUGGACUGAACAGGAUGGACAUGUAUGUGAAAGACAUCAAAUCAGGAAUCUGUGCCAAAGAUGGUGAGCCGGUGGUAGAGAAGGAGAGUGCAGCCACCGCGCUUGUGGAUGGGAAGAACCUCUUGGGCCCUGUGGUGGGAAACUUCUGCAUGAAACUGGCCAUAAAGAAAGCCAAAGAGGCCGGCAUUGGCUGGGUUGUGGCACAUGGCUCCAACCACUAUGGUAUUGCUGGAUACUAUGCAAUGCAAGCUCUGAAAGAAAACAUGAUUGGCAUGUCAUUUACCAACACGUCCCCACUAGUGGUCCCCACACGUGGUAAAGAGUGCACUUUGGGAACGAACCCCAUCAGUAUGGCAGCUCCUGCUAAUGGCGGAGACAGCUUUGUGCUGGAUAUGGCCACAUCAGCAGUGGCACUUGGAAAGGUGGAGCUCCAUGAGCGACGUGGAGAUAGCAUCCCCGAGGGAUGGGGUUGUGAUGCUCAGGGCAAACUCAGCACAGACCCCAAGAGAGUCCUGCAGGGAGGAGGACUGGUGCCAAUUGGCGGCAGUGAAGCUACAGGAGGGUACAAAGGCUAUGGUCUGGGAAUGAUGGUAGAAGUGUUCUGUGGCAUCCUGGCUGGUGCUCAGUAUAGCAAACAUGUCCGCACGUGGAAAGUAACUGAUCGUGUUGCCAACCUGGGUCAGUGUUUUGUAGCGAUCAACCCAGAGAACUUUGCUCCUGGGUUCAGCGACAGGAUGUCAGACCUGCUCUCCAUCCAAAGAGGAUUGGACCCUGCUGACCCUGGCUGUCCUGUUUUGGCUGCUGGAGAUCCAGAAAGGAUCCACAUGGAUGAAUGUAAGAAGAUAGGUGGGAUCUCCUACCACCUCAAAGUCGUCAAUUACAUGAACGAAUGUGCUAAGAGCAUUGGGGUCAGCAGUCUUCUGCCAUGUGACAAGCUCAUCCCCAAUUAG